UCUUACACUAGAAGCCAAAAUUAUUUUAAGUAGAAUUUUUAACCACACAAGCUAAAUUACGUGCGCAUACCUAUACUAAACAUUUUCAAAGAGCACGGACGUGCGUCAAACAUCAAAUUUUAAAAAUUUAUUUAAUUGUUCCACGAAUUUUCUAAUCAAGCCAGGAAACUUGAAAGCAUUUAAACCUAAUCACAUAUUGAAAAAAUUGUCUAAGUAUAUAGGUAUAUUUUCAGACCAUGGCUCAAAAAUUACUCCCGCCACCGUUUCAACUAUCCUGAUAAUAAAUUGAAAAAUGAAUAGACUUUGGUUUUUUUCGAUAACAACAGCUGUGGUUUUCAUAUUCACCUGUACUUUUGUGGCUUGUCGUGAUGAAAAUAAAAAGCAACUCAACUUGGAAGAUUAUUUGCAGCCUUUGGAUGUCGGACGUAACCCCAAAUACGAUAAAUUAAUCAACGACGACGAUGGGAAGCUGUGUUCGAGAAAUUGCACAAAAUACCCAGAAUCUCGUAUUUGCUAUUACCAAUUGGUGGCCGAACAGUACCAUGCAAUGGGACCAGCCUGCAAAAAUUGCCCGUUUUUUCGAGAUGAUUGCUUCAGUCCUCAAUGUGUCAUCGCCGAUGGUAUCGAGAGAACUAUUCUUGUGUUUAAUAGAUUGCUUCCAGGGCCAGAAUUCCACAUCUGUUUCGGAGAUCGAGUCAUCGUAGACUUGGAGAAUAAAAUGCCAGCUCGAGAAGUCACCAUUCACUGGCACGGACAACUGCAAAAAAAAUCUCCGUGGGAAGAUGGCGUCCCAUACGUAACCCAAUGUCCAAUACCUUCCAAUAGCAAAUUCCGUUACGAUUUCUUAGCUGAUACUUCUGGAACUCAUUUUUACCAUUCUCACGAAUCUUUGCAGUUAUUUGACGGAUUAUCGGGUCCUUUCGUCGUACACACAAGUGCAAAGACUGAUCCUGUGAGUAGUCUUUACGAUUACGAUUUAUUCUCUCAUACGAUCCAGAUACGUGAUUGGUUCCAUGAAAUAAUCGACGUCAGGUACCCUGGGUACAAUAAAAAUACGACUUAUACAGCCCUCCAACCAGUUUCGUAUUUGAUUAAUGGAAUGGGGAGUUAUUCGGAUACCGCCUCGAGACAACACACAAAUACUCCAUUGGCUGAAUUCGUCGUAAAACGUGGUAACAAAUACAGAUUUCGAAUAAUCACCGAUACAUCGACUACUUGCUCGUUGCAGUUUGCCAUCGAAGAUCACGCAAUGCUUUUGAUCGCCGCAGAUGGAUACCCUGUGAAACCACAAGUGGUCAGGAGUCUUUUCUUGAGCUCAGUUGACAUCUACGACGUGGUAGUGACUGCUGAUAAAUUUCCCAGACCUUAUUGGAUUCGAGUUCAAGGAUACGGUCCAGGAUGUUCGCCAGCUGUUCAACAAGCUAUCCUCAGAUACGAAGGAACUGGUACUUCGUUGCCACUAACUCCGAAUACUGCGGAAUUAUUCAAUGCCAUUCGAGGUCCACCUCAAUUGAACAAUGGUAGGGAGCCGUGUCAUUUCAAUGACGAUAAUCUCUGUUCCGAUGAAAUACAUUCGAUUUAUCCGGCUAAUGAAAGGUUAUUAGAAACACCCGAUGAGAGUUACAUAUUUUCUGCUGACUCUUAUGCGUAUUCGCUCGAUGAAUUAUUCGGCGAAGGGACGUAUCACAGAUUUUAUCUGCCCGAGGGUGGAAAAGAAGUGAGUCCCUUAUUAGGUGGAGUGUACGAAGACACGAUUAACAAAAUAUCAAAUAUGGUACCUCCAUUUCCACUUCUGUUCGAUGCUGAAAAUCCGGCAAUAAAUCAGAUGAAGUGUACCAAGGAAUGUAUCAACAUCAAGCAUUGCGAGUGCCUGUAUUUAAUUAAAUUAGGUUUAAACAACGUUAUCGAAAUGGUUUUCAUCGACAAGCUUUCUGUUCCUCCUAUAAUCGAAAUGAAUCAUCCGUUUCACAUUCACGGCCAUCAUUGGAGCGUUAUGAAAGUUGGAUCACAGGCUGAGUUAUUGCUUGGAGAAGCCUUCAAGGUGAACACGUCGAAUAAAUAUCCUCUAGCAAGAGACUCGGUAGCGAUACCAUCGGCGGGAUUUGUUGUUGUUAGAUUCAUUGCUGAUAAUCCAGGUUUUUGGCUCCUUCACUGUCACUUCACCGCUCAUAAUGAUAACGGUAUGCAAUUCGUUAUACAAGUAGGUGAACCCAAAGAUUUCCCCGAAUUACCCGAGGACUGGCCCAAAUGUGGAGAUUAUUUGCCCCCUGUUUACUGAAAAUUAUCGCAGAAUGUUAAUAAAGUAUCUGGGUAUAUGUUUGGAAUGAGUUUUGGAUCCUUGAAUGACCGGAGAAAUAUUUCAAUCAAUAGUUUACGGACCCCUGGAUUACAAAUUCAUUAUUUUAGUUUGAAAUUAAAAAAAAAGACUGAAAAUAUAUGUAUUGUUGUUUCAUUGUUUUA
Molecule: messenger RNA, 2460 nt
Organism: Planococcus citri (citrus mealybug)
Lineage: Eukaryota; Metazoa; Arthropoda; Insecta; Hemiptera; Pseudococcidae
Exons: 12
Coding region: 293-2278 (661 amino acids)
Molecular function (GO): oxidoreductase activity; copper ion binding
Source: RefSeq, a predicted model, not a curated record